Molecule: messenger RNA, 2544 nt
Organism: Gadus morhua (Atlantic cod)
Lineage: Eukaryota; Metazoa; Chordata; Actinopteri; Gadiformes; Gadidae
Gene: hs6st2
Product: heparan sulfate 6-O-sulfotransferase 2
Exons: 2
Coding region: 365-1786 (473 amino acids)
Cellular component (GO): membrane
Molecular function (GO): heparan sulfate 6-sulfotransferase activity
Source: RefSeq, a predicted model, not a curated record
AGCGCAGUGACUGCUGGGAAAGAAAGGUCAAGGAUCGGGAUCGGUAGCGGUGGGACACUUCCCAACAAAUAUUUUUUUACGUGUUGCUUCAAGAAAUAACACAGCGGUGUUUUACUUGUAUUAAAUUACAAUCGUAACUGGAGAUAAUCUUACUUUAAACAUUUUCUUUGCUACUGCGCUAUCACUUUAUGGUCUGGUUAGCAAAUGGUAGUGAAUUGUGUUAGCGAUCUUAUUGUUGUUGUUUUGGUGGCGACCAUUGUAGCUAGCUGGAAGGGUCGCUAGCAAAACAAACUACAUUUAGUUUCCCCAGCUCGGGCAGGGGAUCUGACCGCUUGAGUAAUGAUUAUCUGUUUUUCUCGAGAAGAUGGAUGAAAAGUCCAGCCACAGCCACCGCCUCUUGAUCGUCUUGCUCAUGUUAAUGCUCUUCGGCGUCAUAGUUCUUCAGUAUGUUUGUCCGGGUACCUCUGAUUGCCAGAUAUUGCGCAUUGGGUCAAUUUUCAAGUCCAACAGUGCUAGUGAUGCCAUAACAUACCGAAAUGGUGACGGUAAAGACGGAUCCCCAAAGGACCCGUAUAUCUCCGAGGACAAUGCCCUGGUUCGCUUUGUCCCUCGCUUUAACUUUACAAAAGCCGACCUAAGUCGUGCUGUAGAUUUUAACAUUAAGGGGGACGACGUAAUCGUUUUUCUGCACAUCCAAAAAACUGGAGGAACCACGUUUGGGCGCCAUUUGGUGCGAAACAUCCAACUGGAGAGGCCAUGCGAGUGUCAUGCAGGUCAAAAGAAAUGCACGUGCCUCCGGCCAGGUAAAAAGGAGACAUGGCUCUUCUCCCGAUUCUCCACCGGCUGGAGCUGCGGGCUCCAUGCGGACUGGACCGAGCUCACUAACUGCGUUCCCACUCGGAUGGAUACACACGAGGCCCCCGAAACACCAAUUCCAAGGAGGAACUACUAUUACAUCACCAUCUUGCGGGACCCGGUGUGGCGCUACCUGAGCGAGUGGCGCCACGUACAGCGCGGAGCCACCUGGAAGGCCUCCCUGCAUGUAUGCGACGGCCACUCGCCCACCCUGUCGGAGCUGCCCAGCUGCUACCUGGGAGACGACUGGUCCGGCUGCACCCUGCAGGAGUUCAUGGACUGCCCCUACAACCUGGCCAACAACCGGCAGACCCGCAUGCUGGCCGACCUCAGCCUGGUGGGCUGCUACAACGUGUCGGCCAUGGGCGACGAGGACCGCUCGGCCGUUCUCCUGGAGAGCGCCAAGCGUAACCUGCGGGGCAUGGCCUUCUUCGGCCUCACCGAGUACCAGCGCAAGACCCAGUACCUGUUCGAGCGCACCUUCCGCCUGGCCUUCAUCGCUCCGUUCACGCAACUCAACGGAACCCGCGCCGCCAGCGUGGAGGUGGCCCUCGACACGCAGCGGCGCAUCCGCGGGCUGAACCGCUGGGACGUGGAGCUGUACGAGUACGCCCGCGACCUCUUCCUGCAGCGCUUCCAGCGGGCCAGGCAGCAGGAGAGGAGGCAGGCACGGGAGAGGAGGCAGCAGGAGAGGAGGCGGCUCCGCGGAAGGCUCUCCUCCGCCAGGCCGGGAAGGCCUCUGAGGCCCACCGAGGAGACGACCCCCCCGCACCGGGCGGACAUCCGCCCCGUCACCCGGAGCCAGUCGACCCAGGAGAUGGUGGAGGGCGGCGGGGAGACCCUGGAGGCGGAGGGGCUGCUGCCCGACUGGUGGGACCUGGAGGAGAACGGCACCCUGGAAGACUACACGGACAAUGUGGAGCAGUGGUAGUGGAGGGGUCGGUAGAGGCGUGGCCGAUAUGAGGCAUUAUAUGGACGGCUCAUUUAGGACUGUAUUUAACAAUGGGUAUUAUGUUUUAGGGUAACCAUGGUUGCAAUGGUUUCAGUAAGAGGAGGUGGUUGUGUUUAGGUAAGGAUCUAGACUAGAGAAACUAAUCAUGGAAAAGGCCUUUCGGGAAGGUUCAAUGGAAUGAUACUAAAUAGGAUGUCUUAAUCUUUAUUUUUGUUAAUUAUUUUGCCACGUUUGCCUCAUUAACCCCAGUGGUCACAAGUCUAAAUGUAAGUUUAUUUUUCUGUCUCACAAUGGUCAGUCCUUAAUGAUGAUAACGCACAUUUAUUUAUUGAUCCAGAUUGUAUUUUUUUCUGUAUUGUAUUUUUUUCAAAUCAUUUUGCUAAUCUUUGGGGGAUUUGAAGGUAUAGUAAGGUAGAGCAAUUACCGCAAAUUAGACCUUUUUUAAGCCUUGCCUGAAGUUUAUUGGCAAUCAUAGUCCCGAAUCAUUUUAAGUAGUCAAAUGGUACGCUAAAGAAUGAAAUGGUUACUUUCUUUUCAAAACGAUAAAUUGUAUAAUUGUUUUUUUUACUGCAUGUGUUGUACGCUAAACUGACUUAUCAAUCAUCCAUGUGACCAAUGACAAAAGCAGUUUUGCUUUUUUUUAUACUUACCUCAAUGCAUAACAUAACUAUCGAUGUUAUGUGCAUAUGUAAUGUUUGUGUCCUAAUAUUUUAUAUAAAAAAAAUAGAAACAAAAUA